AAUACGCAUGCGUAGUAAAUCAUCACCAUUCUAUAGCAUGGCGGCUGUUUUCAAACAACAUACUCUUUCAUUUAUGGCAUAAGUUUUCGCUGGGUUGCUCUAAAUCAACACAGACAUGCCUGAAGAACGUUAUUUGAUUGUUGUUUCCAUACUGGCAGGUCGGAAUUUCCCCAAAAGGCCCCACCAUAAAUUGAUAAUAGAUGCUAAAUUUGAUGGCGAACUUCUCUCGACUGAUCCUGUUAAUCAUACUAACAAGCCAAACAUAACACAAGAGUUGGCAUGGCAAUUAAGCAAAAAAGGGCUUCAGCAACAUCGCUUACACCGCAGUUCCAUGAAAAUUCAGUGUUAUGCUUAUGAUACCCAAAGUACAGUGAAGGAGAUGAUUGGCUAUGUUCUGCUUGAUUUUCGAGCUGCUACCAUGAAGCAGGCAUCAAAAUGGUAUCCUCUAUUUCACUGCAAAUAUAUGAAAUCCAAACCUGAACUCCAACUUGGUCUCUACCUUGAUAAUGAUGUGGAUGAAGGCAAAAAGCUUGAAGAGAUGCAAACAAAUCUAACAGCCAAUCUACGUCCUAUUUUAGAUGAAACUGGUAGUUUCUAUCAAAUUGGCCCAGUUGAUUGUUGUCAGGAUAUAUUCAUUCUAGCUGUCACCAUUGUUUAUGCAUCUAACCUUGCAUUGUUGAUCCCUGCGUCCAUCCCUCUACCCGAUAAUUCCAGUGGAUACAGUUUUUAUUAUUCCUUAUUUGGAAAUAAUGUCUGCAGUGAGACCUUCACUGAUUUGAUCAACCCAAAAUUUGUGCCUGAGAGAGCAUCUGUGAAGAUCCGAAGCAAUCUAGAUGUUUUAUGUCUCUUCUUUGCAAAUCAACCUGGCAUCCAGGUUCAUUUUUGUUGUGAGGAUAUAUCGUUUGGACAUUGUGAAGUACCUUUAAAUACUUUACUGAAACCAGGCAGCACUGAAAUCUUCAUGCGACCAGUUGUUUUAGAGGGUGAUUACACGAAAACUGUGAAAGAAGUUAUAGACCAACAACAAACAGUUCCAGCAGCACCAAAAAAAUCAACAGAAAUCAAAUCUGAUGUAGACUAUUCUGAUACUUUCGAAGACAAAACCAGUUUGGACCCAAGCAGUUUACAAGAAUCUCAAAAUACACCAUCAUCAUUGUCAUCAACAUCAACAAUUGUAUCAUCAUCAGCAAAAGCAGUCCCAGCAAAAACAACAACAACAACAACAGUAGUUGAAAAGAGCUCCAAGGGUAACAGCGAAAGUUCUUCCCAACCACAUGUAGUUAUUCCUGCUCAAUUCCACCAUUUCACAUUCUCAAUUGACCUCACCAGUAUUGCUGGCAAUCAGAUUACAAAUAUCAGACUGGUUUUUUUACGUUAUGUAUAUCCUUUCUUUGGAAGUGCUGCUCCAAUUCUUACUCACCCACCUGUAAAAAUAUCCAAAGGAACGGAAGUGUUUCUUCCACACUCCUUUUGUGCCUUCGAUUUUGCUUCCAUGACUGACCAGCUUCAUGAAACAUUUCUCAGUGUACCACUUUUUGUUGAAGUCUGGGAGAGAGAUCGGAACCUUUCGAAAGAUGUUUUGCUUGGAAUAUGUCGUUUGCCGUUAGCAAAAAUAUUGACUGCUGAGAAAACUAGGAUUGUUGAUUCAUCAAAUGGCAAUGGCUGGAGACAAGUGCACAAAGAUACCCUUGCAGUGUUUUCAGCGGAUGAGGGAAAACAUAAAAUAGCUACCCUUACUGUGGUUUUGACUCUAGAAGAUUGGGGAGCCAUCCAUGACCAACGCAUCAUAUUAAAUGACACAUCAUCUCAGGUCCACAGUGUACCUCAAGAGAAUUCUAAUACCAAUGCUAACAAACUCAAAAAUCCUGAGAAAGAUCUAAGAGAAACUAAGGAGUAUCAAGUUGCUAUGGAACUGGAAAUUUGGAAAGAAGCUCAGAAGCAGAAGUUUGAAAAUGAACUUUCAGAAUACAACCAAUUGGAAGAAACUUUGCAGAAAGCCUUAAAAGAUUUAGCUAAAAAAGAACAAGAAUUAACUGCCAAAGAAAAAGAGGUGGUCCAGCUGCGAAAUGAUCAGAAUCGAGAACAUGAACGUAGGUUGGCUGAAAUGAAAGAAGCUUCUCAAAGACUCCAAGAUGACUGUGAACAUCGCAUCCAGCUAGAAAGAGUGAAGACAUCAGAAUAUGAAGGGUUGGUCUCUAAAUACAAACAGGAGUUAUUGGAUGCUGAGAAGAGGUAUACAGCACUGAGUAAAGAGUUCAGCAUUUUCAAAGAACAAGAAAAUGGUAAACCUGAGGUCCGUCUACAAUCUGAGAUCAAUAUUUUAACAGUUGAAAAAGUGGAGUUGGAGAAAAAACUUGAUAAUGCACUGAAAUCAAAAAUCCACUAUAAGCAGCAGUGGGGACGUGCAUUAAAAGAAGUUGCCCGCCUCAAGCAUCGUGAGCAAGUCACUGCCAAAGCCCAGCUUAAAAAACAGCAAGAUGAACUGGAGCAAAUAAAGUUACGAUAUUUGGCUAACGAGGAGAAAGAGAGCAUAAAGAGUGACAAACUGGAAUUAGAAGUGAUCAAGAAUGAGUUGAAUAAAAUACGUUUGGCUGAAGAACAAAAACAACAACAACAGCAGCAACAACCACAGCAACAGCAACAGCAGCAACAGCAACAGCAACAGCAGCAGCAUUUAUUAAAUCAGCAACAUUCAUCUCAGGUGAUCAAGAACCAGAUGGUUCAGAACCCUCACUCUUACCACAAUCCUAGCAAUGCCAGUCUGGAUGAGCAUGUAGCCAGACUUAUUGAAGAGAGAGAUAUUCUUCUUCGGACUGGGGUCUACACAUCUCAGGACAAAAUAAUAGCUGAACUUGACCAACAGAUAAAAGACAUUGUUGCUCUUAGAAAUACCUAGUCAACCUUUACAAUUACAUCAUCAUUAUUAUCAUCAUCAUCAUCAUCAUCAUCGUCAACAACAACUCUUCACUCUCUCCUUCUCCUCUUAGUUCCCUCCUAAUGUAUUCAGUCAUUCUUGUGGGAAUGAUCUCCCAUAGGUGCUCCAUGGCUUGCUGUUGGUUAGGGUUAGGGAUUGAGUUGACCUCCAUGAUUCUGUUUGCGGCAGUGUUUGUUGUGGCAACUAGCUUGUGUCUCUAUUGCAGAUAGAGAUACUUACAGUGUAAAGGUCACCCUCGGUUUUCAAAUCAAGCGUUCCAAUCUCUCUUUGUCGACAGUUCUGUUUUCAUCCGGUUAUAUUUUAUAUUAUUUCUGACAUUUAGUCCCAUUACACACACACACACACACACAUACAGAGGCUCAGACGCAUGCUUGUAUACACACAUAUACACAGGCAGGCUCAUCAACACACACACACACGCGCACAUUACUAUUUAAUGUGAAAAAACGAUAUAUGUGGGGAAUACCCAACAGACAUUAGACAUCCUCAUAUGUUGUGAAGAAUAUAUUCACACUUAUAAAUACUUGUACAUAGACAUCUUCAUUUACCUUACUACACACACAAUACCAUGCAUAAAUACACAGACACACGUGUGUGUAUAUGUAUAUUUAUAUAUACAUAUAUAUAUAUAUGUGUGGAGGCGCGUGGCCUAGUGGUUAGGGUGUCAGCACCAUGAUUGUAAGAUUGUGGUUUCGAUUCCUGGACUGGG
Molecule: messenger RNA, 3644 nt
Organism: Octopus bimaculoides (California two-spot octopus)
Lineage: Eukaryota; Metazoa; Mollusca; Cephalopoda; Octopoda; Octopodidae
Product: centrosomal protein of 120 kDa
Biological process (GO): positive regulation of centriole elongation; interkinetic nuclear migration
Cellular component (GO): centrosome
Source: RefSeq, a predicted model, not a curated record